CAAAGAGAAAUGUUUACCGCCCAGUUUGCCGGAUGUCCAAGCUUAGCCAAAAUUCUCAUUUUUAGAAUGUUGACUCGGAUGAAGAAGUGUAUUCCACAGCAGCGGCGAUUGACGCACAACAACAGCUCGGGGCAGACUGGGACGAAACCAGUAUGAGUAACGUCGCCCCAGUCAAACGAGAGAUUGAGCCCCUGGCUCGAGUUAACCAUGCCGAAAUCGAAUAUCCCGAGAUUGAAAAAUACUUUUACGUUGAGCAUGAAGAAAUAGCUGCUCUCAGCCAAGAACAAGUACAAGCCAUUCGAAAAGACCUAUCACUUCAUGUGACAGGUGCGAAUCCAGCCAAGCCUUGUAUAUCUUUUGGUCAUUUUGGAUUUGAUGAGGAUUUAAUGGAUGCGAUCGCGCGAUGUGGAUAUACCGAACCUUCCGGUAUCCAGAGGCAAGCCAUUCCGGUGGCACUGGAAGGAAGGGAUAUAAUCGGAAUUGCCAAGACUGGAUCUGGCAAAACUGCUGCAUUUGUACUCCCGAUGCUCAUUCAUAUCAUGGAUCAAGCGGAAUUGGUCAAAGGUGAUGGUCCUAUUGGACUGGUGCUAGCGCCUACUAGAGAACUAGCUCAUCAAAUUUACAUAGAAAGCAAGAAGUUUGCCAAGGCAUAUGGCCUCAAAGUGGCGGCGGUAUACGGCGGUGCCUCUAAAAUGGACCAAUUUAAAGAACUGCGGAGCGGAACCGUGGAAAUUCUUGUUGCAACUCCCGGAAGAUUAAUUGACAUGAUAAAGAUGAAAGCCACCAACCUACGACGAGUCAGUUACCUUGUAUUGGAUGAAGCAGAUAGGAUGUUUGAUCUUGGAUUUGAACCACAAGUGCGUUCCAUCUGUGACAAUGUGCGACCUGAUCGUCAAACACUUUUGUUCAGUGCGACUUUCCAAAAGCGUGUAGAAAAGUUGGCACGUGAGGUUAUGGAUGAGCCUGUUCGAAUCAGUGUUGGUCAUGCUGGACAAGCAAAUGAAGACAUUACCCAAGUGAUAACGGUGCUAGAAAAUGAAUCGUUCAAGUGGAAUUGGCUGAUGAAGCAAUUAGCAGGAUUUUGUGCCGCUGGUAGCGUUAUCAUCUUUGUGUCACGGAAAGCAGCCGUUGACGAAUUGGCAACCAAUCUACAGCAAGCCGGAUUUCCAAGCGGGGCGUUGCACGGUGAUUUGAUGCAAAGUGAACGCGAGAAGGUUUUAAAGGAUUACAAACAAAGCAAGUUUCCGAUUCUCGUUGCUACUGACGUUGCCGCCCGUGGUCUCGACAUCAAGAGCGUACGAACGGUGGUUAACUUUGACAUUGCUAGAGACAUAGACUCUCAUGUGCAUCGUAUUGGACGCACGGGGCGAGCAGGAGAAAAGGGAACGGCGCACACUCUCAUUGUCAGUAAGGAGGACAAAUUUGCCAGUGAUUUGGUGCAGCAUCUUGAAAGCUCUGGGACCCCGGUUCCUCGCGAACUGAUGCAAGUAGCGAUGAAUAACCCAAGAUUCCGGAAGAACCGUGAAGGUCACGGCGGCCGCAGCGGAAGAGGGCGUGGGCGAGGACAAGGACGAGGUGGUCGAAUGGGAACAUUUAGGGGCGGAAGUGGCCGGGGCGGAGGUGGGCAUAUUCAACAAGAGUCAAAUAAUAGCAACAAAACACCACUUGGAUCACGAGGAAUGAUGUUCCAAAGAGCAAGCACAAGAGAAGCGGGUGCGCACGGAUUGCACUCGGUAAAGGAAUAAGGAAGCAAGUCAAAAUAAAUUCUACUAUAAAAUUUGCAUGGUACAAGCCCGCACUGUAUAUUUAUCAUUAUAUAAUGUUGUUUGCCGAUCGUUCUUCACUCAAAAAAAGGACGGGGGUGAGUUACAAAAGGCUGGGAUGCGGGGGCUACCUUUUAUGGUAUUUAGUCUUUGGCUUCUGAAUAAAUUGCUAUUCUAAACAUUUGUGCUUCCGAUGUGAAACUCUACAUGCCCAUUUCAUUAUAUAACU
This is a messenger RNA of Umbelopsis ramanniana AG, 1992 nucleotides long. RefSeq lists its product as uncharacterized. The transcript has 7 exons. NCBI's taxonomy places the organism in Eukaryota, Fungi, Mucoromycota, Umbelopsidomycetes, Umbelopsidales, Umbelopsidaceae. The coding region runs from base 153 to 1745 and encodes 530 amino acids. The record is from RefSeq and is a predicted model, not a curated record. Gene Ontology annotation, molecular function: RNA helicase activity; RNA binding; ATP binding.